AUUGCCAAAUACUUACGCACUUUAAGCGUACGCUGUUUCCACGCAAUACUUUUCCUCGUUUCUCCUCCUCCUGCCUCCAUAAAAAGACAGCAGGAAGCAGAGAGAGAGAGAGAGAGAGAGAGAGAAUGGAGAAAGACAGGAAAAUAGGGGUGGCGAUGGAUUUCUCAAAGAGCAGCAAAAGGGCACUGGAAUGGGCAAUCAGCAAUUUGAGUGACAAAGGGGAUACCCUGUACAUAAUCCACAUCAAGCCCCACUCCCUGGGCGAGUCCCGCAGCAGCCUCUGGUCUGCCUCUGGUUCUCCUCUGAUUCCAUUGGUGGAAUUUCGUGAACCCGAGGUCAUGAAGAAGUACGAUGUGGAAACAGAUAUGGAAGUUCUGGACACGCUUGACACUGCUUCUAGGCAGAAAGAGGUGACCAUUGUGACGAAAUUGUACUGGGGUGAUCCGAGAGAAAAGCUGUGUGAAGCAGUGGAAGACCUUAAGCUGGACUCUCUGGUCAUGGGAAGCAGAGGUCUUGGCAAAAUCCAGAGGAUACUAUUGGGGAGCGUGACCAAUUAUGUGAUGACCACUGUACUCUGCCCUGUAACUAUAGUCAAGGACCCAGAUCUUCGCAAGCUCUGAUCUCUAGGCUUCAUCAGGGUGCCGAUCUCUUCUGUCCCGAAAUCCUCCGUUUCUGUGCCGAGCUGGGGGGUUUUCGGCUGUCAACACAGAGACACAAGAGUUUUCGGCAUAGAAGAUCCUGGCUCGGCUUCAUCAAACUCAUCCCCAGUAAUCUACACUUACUAGUCAUUUUCCUUUUCUGUAGUAAGUAAUAAUUGGAGUUUCUCUAUUUAUAAAUUCUGUAGUUUGUUUCUUCAACGGAUGAUACAUGCCCCGAACUUGGUACUCUAAUAUUUGGAAAAAAGGGAAGAAAGAGAAAAGAAUUUGGUUUGUUUCUAAGUUA
Molecule: messenger RNA, 942 nt
Organism: Rhododendron vialii
Lineage: Eukaryota; Viridiplantae; Streptophyta; Magnoliopsida; Ericales; Ericaceae
Product: universal stress protein PHOS32
Exons: 4
Coding region: 126-620 (164 amino acids)
Source: RefSeq, a predicted model, not a curated record